AUGGGAUUGACCUUUUCAGUAUAUUUACUACGUCCAAUAUAUCCCGACUGUGAACCACCAAAAUUAACUGUUCAACUUCUCGCGGCAUCUAUGAUACUGAUCCUGACUGGAGUGAACUGUUGGUCGGUAAAAGUGACAACGGUAGUUCAAGACUGGUUCACCUAUGGAAAAGUGUUUGCACUAGUGGCCGUUAUAUUUACCGGUGGAUACCUUUUAAUAUUUGGUAAGGAGCAUGUAGUUUUGAAGUCAUUCGAGCAUUUCAAACUAAAGGGGAGGGGCAUUUCUGAGUAG
Cooperia oncophora is the source of this 291-nucleotide messenger RNA. Lineage: Eukaryota; Metazoa; Nematoda; Chromadorea; Rhabditida; Trichostrongylidae. The record is from the annotation of a GenBank genome assembly.